UAGGAUUGUCAGUUUUCCUACAGAUGGUUGGUGAUUCUCUUCUGGUACUCCGGCUUAAUCCCCCAAUAAAAAAUGACUGCCAAGAAAUGCCACAAUAGUGCUGAAAGUGUUGUACACAAUUUCAGGGGUUUUUUUUUGUUUUUUUUUUUAUUUAGUGCAAAUGUAGUAAGUAAAGUCUAAUAGUAGCUGAUGUCUUCAAUGUGAUUCACCACAUGAACCAUGUUAACAAGUGAGCUCUAUUGGAUAGAAAUUGACUUUAUGCAAGUGCACAUAAUUUAUACAUGUACGUGAGACUUUGAUUGAUUUUAGAACUUUCAAAUAGGAAAUAAAAGAUGAAUUUUGGUCUGUUUUGUAGGGUUCUUAUAACAACUCAAUUUUCAAAGUUACAGACUUUCUGUUGAGAUUUUUCAACCUGAAAUAGGUUAUAUAGAUGUUUUGAUAUUCAUUUGCAUAAUGUUGAUUUCUAUCCACGCAGCUCAAGUGCAAUUAUUGUUAUUUAUACAAAUUUCAGUAAUUUUUUUUAUACACGUCAUGAUAUAAGUACAUGUGCAAUGAUAAUUAAAUAAAUAUGAAUAUUAAAUGAAUCAGUUAACUUAGACAGAUGGAAGUCUGCCAAAAUUAUGUAUUUUAUAUAGAUAUAUACUUAUAAACAUUAACAAUUCAAUAUGUACCUUCAUGUAGUAAACAAAUUCUCUUUCACUGCACUGUAGUAAUAUUGUAAACUAAUGGAUUUUAUUGACUUGAGCCAGUUUAAAGUCAUGAAUGAAUGAAUUAUUCACGGUUGCUGCUUCACAUGAAUUUAAACCAUGACAGAAUGAGUGGAAAUUUUCCAUAGAUCAUAAAAAACGAAGUAAACUUUGUGUAUUUGUGAUGGCGUUUGCUUUGAGAAUUUAUUCUUAUGCCCACUUUCGGCAUCCCAUGUCAACAUGUGCUGUUUCCACAGGGACAUUGAUGGCUACAGGAGAUUGUAUAUGUCAGUUACUUAUAGAAAGGACACAUAAUUAUGAUUUCCAUAGAACAGGCAGAUUUCUAGGUUUUGGUCUAUUUAUAGGUGGACCAAUUUUUAGAGUGUGGUAUAAAACUAUAGAUAAAGUAUUUAGAGGUACAAAAUAUGCUCCUGUCAAAAUGGUUAUUGCUGAUCAGGGAUGUUUCGCUCCAGUGUUCUUGCCAUUUUUUCUUGGAACUAUGGGAUUUUUGAGAGGAGAAACAGUUGAUGAGUUCAAAAAUCAAGUUAAAAAGGAUUUUAUACCAGUAAUGAAAGCAAAUUAUAAGGUGUGGCCAGCGGUUCAGAUUUGUAACUUUAUGUUUGUGCCUUUACAACACAGGGUUUUAGCAGUGAAUGUAGUAUCAAUAUUUUGGAAUACUUAUUUAGCUUGGUUUGCAGAGACCAAAAAUAAGGACAAUCUUAAUUUGAUUGAACAAGAACUUAUACUACACGAAGCAGUUCAUGAAUCACACGAAACUCAAACAAGCAAGUCCACUUCAUCAACAACUGUAAAUGAAAAUGUAAUUAGCUGAAACUGGAAACAAGUCCAUGUCCUUUUCAAGUCAAUGAAAGUGUUUUUAGCUGAAACUGGAAACAAGUCCAUGUCCUCUUCAAUAACUGUCAAUGAAAGUGUUUUUAGCUGAAACUUGAAGCAAGUUCAUGUCCUCUUCAAUAACUGUCAAUGAAAGUGUUGUUAGCUGAAAGAAUAAGCCAGUCUGUAAACUACUAUUACGCCAUGUGAUAGGUCCACAUUGAUACCCAGUGAUUUUAUGAUUUAUGUUCUGUUCUGGAUGAUGGUGCAUAAAAUUCUGUGCAAUUUACUGUUUAAAUUGUGAGAGUUACUGUCAAACUUCUUUUAUUCAUA
This is a messenger RNA of Mytilus californianus (California mussel), 1850 nucleotides long. Its product is annotated as protein Mpv17-like. The transcript has 7 exons. Bases 871 to 1518 code for a protein of 215 amino acids. NCBI's taxonomy places the organism in Eukaryota, Metazoa, Mollusca, Bivalvia, Mytilida, Mytilidae. The record is from RefSeq and is a predicted model, not a curated record. Gene Ontology annotation, cellular component: membrane; cytoplasm.